CCAUCCAAGGAGCCGAGUGGGAGUAUAUAAAUACGCCGGCGCGCGUCAGUUACGGCACCAACAAAUUCCGAACGCCAGCCGCUGGAGAACAAGAGCGACAGGCCUAGUCCCAGACGAAAGAGAGCAGGACGGUCAGAAAGGGCAGAGCAGCCGGCCGGCCGUGUCCCUGGGAGAGGUGGAAGAUAUAUUGGUCAGCUUUCCGGCGAGAUCCACAGAGCAAUACGAUGGGGCGCGGCCUUCUGGAGGUGCAUCUGGUCGACGCCAAGGGCCUCCCCGGCACCGAUUUCCUCGGGAAGAUAGACCCUUACGUGAUCGUGCAGUACCGGAGCCAGGAGCGCAAGAGCAGCACCGCCCGAGAUGCUGGAAGGAACCCGAGCUGGAACGAGGUGUUGAGGUUCCAGAUCAAUAACUCCUCCGCAGCCAACGCGCAAGAUAAGUUGUUCUUCCGGAUCAUGGACCACGACAACUUCUCCCGCGACGAUUUCCUCGGCCAAGCAACGAUCAAUGUGACCGAUCUGAUCAGCAUAGGCAUGGAGAGCGGCACCUCGCAGCUGAACCCGGCCAAGUACAGGGUAGUCACCGCCGACAACUCGUACCACGGCGAGAUCAAAAUCGGCAUCACCUUCACCGCCGCGAAGGUUGAUGCCCAUGGCAAGAUUGGAGAAGACGGAGCACAGGUUGGAGGCUGGAUACACAGCUUUCGUGAGCACAAGGUCUAAGUCUUCGGUCGUACAGAUUUAGUGUUGUAUUUCAUUUUUUUUCGCGGAAAGACUUGGUGUUGGAUACUUGGAUGUAGCAUGCUGUGUUGGUUGCUCUGCCAACUGCGUCAUAUCUCAUAUGCCUAUGAUUGAAUGCUGAUGUGAUUCCAAGUGCACGUAUGCUGGCUGGAUCAGGAUCUUGUAUAGCACUUAAGAUGUAUGGUCAGCACAGCUUAGCUUCGUCAAAUUCGUUCAGGAUUAAGGUUCUUUUGAAAAAACAUACUCAUACUCCGUGUCGAA
Hordeum vulgare subsp. vulgare (domesticated barley) is the source of this 998-nucleotide messenger RNA. Its product is annotated as elicitor-responsive protein 1-like. The record is from RefSeq and is a predicted model, not a curated record. NCBI's taxonomy places the organism in Eukaryota, Viridiplantae, Streptophyta, Magnoliopsida, Poales, Poaceae. The coding region runs from base 225 to 719 and encodes 164 amino acids. The transcript is spliced from 4 exons.